CCAUGAGGCCGUGCCCGCCGGCGGCGGUAGCGGCGCGCGCGCGAGCGUGAGGGCGCCGCCGCCGGAGCUGCUGCUGUUGCGUCCGCCAAGAUGGCGUGCGUGCUGGAGGCGCCGCUCCGCAUGAGCGUCCUCUCGGAGGUAACAGCGAGUAGCCGCCACUAUGUUGAUAGAUUAUUCGACCUCGAUCCUCAGAAAGUCCUGCAAGGUGUCAUAGAUAUGAAAAAUGCUGUAAUUGGAAACAACAAACAAAAAGCCAACUUGAUUGUUUUGGGAGCAGUUCCAAGGUUGCUGUAUUUACUUCAGCAAGAAACCUCCAGCACAGAACUGAGAACAGAAUGCGCGGUGGUCCUUGGAAGCCUCGCAAUGGGUACAGAGAAUAAUGUCAAAUCCCUACUAGACUGCCAUAUUAUCCCAGCCUUAUUGCAAGGAUUGCUGUCGCCAGAUUUGAAGUUUAUUGAAGCUUGCCUGCGAUGUCUCCGUACUAUUUUCAUCAGUCCUGUAACUCCAGAGGAUCUAUUAUAUACAGAUGCUACAGUUAUCUCCCACCUCAUGGCACUGCUCAGUAGGUCUCGAUAUACACAAGAAUACAUAUGUCAGAUCUUCUCACAUUGCUGCAAACUUCAACACUGGCAUAGCUGCGGCUUUAAAUCAUUGCCUCAGCCACUUCUGUGUGCCAAUGGUCCAGAUCACCAGACAAUCUUAUUUAACCAUGGAGCUGUUCAGAAUAUCGCACAUCUGUUAGUCUCCACCUCCUACAAAGUUCGAAUGCAAGCAUUGAAAUGCUUCUCAGUUCUAGCCUUUGAAAACCCACAGGUAUCAAUGACACUUGUAAAUGUGUCAGUUGAUGGAGAAUUGUUACCACAAAUUUUCGUGAAGAUGUUACAAAGGGACAAGCCUAUUGAAAUGCAGCUCACAUCAGCCAAAUGCCUUACUUCCAUGUGCAGAGCUGGAGCAAUACGGACAGAUGAUUCUUGCAUCGUUCUUAAGACUCUGCCAUGUUUGGUUCGAAUGUGUAGUAAGGAAAGACUUCUGGAGGAGCGAGUAGAAGGAGCAGAAACACUGGCCUAUUUGAUUGAAACAGAUGUGGAGCUCCAGAGAAUUGCCAGCAUUACCGACCACCUCAUUGUCAUGCUUGCUGACUACUUCAAGUAUCCCAGCUCAGUGAGUGCAAUCACUGAUAUUAAGAGGCUUGACCAUGAUCUGAAGCACGCCCAUGAACUGCGCCAGGCUGCUUUCAAGCUCUAUGCUUCCCUGGGAGCAAAUGAUGAAGAUAUCAGAAAAAAGAUCAUUGAGACCGAAAAUAUGAUGGAUCGUAUUGUUAAUGGCUUGUCUGAAUCUAGUAUCAAGGUGCGAUUAGCUGCAGUCAGAUGUUUGCACAGUUUGUCCCGUUCCGUACAGCAGCUCAGGACAAGUUUUCAGGAUCAUGCUGUAUGGAAACCUUUAAUGAAAGUUUUACAGAAUGCUCCAAAUGAAAUUCUUGUAGUAGCAUCUUCCACACUAUGCAAUCUUCUUCUGGAAUUCUCUCCAAGCAAGGAGCCUAUUUUAGAAUCAGGAGCCAUAGAACUUCUAUGUAGUUUAACACAGAGUGAAAAUCUCGCCUUGCGAGUGAAUGGCAUUUGGGCUUUAAUGAAUAUGGCAUUUCAAGCGGAACAGAAGAUCAAAUCAGACAUCUUACGAGGUCUGAGUACAGAGCAGUUAUUCCAGUUGCUUUCUGAUUCCGAUGUAAAUGUUCUGAUGAAAACUUUGGGACUGCUCAGGAAUCUUCUAUCUACUCGCCCACACAUAGACCAUAUAAUGAGCACUCAUGGGAAGCAAAUCAUGCAAGCAGUGACCCUCAUUCUGGAAGGGGAGCACAAUAUAGAAGUCAAAGAGCAGACAUUAUGUAUACUUGCCAAUAUAGCAGAUGGGACAACAGCAAAAGAACUGAUUAUGACCAAUGAUGACAUCCUGCAGAAAAUCAAAUACUACAUGAGUCAUUCAAAUGCUAAACUUCAGCUUGCUGCCAUGUUCUGUAUAUCUAAUCUCAUAUGGAAUGAAGAAGAAGGUUCACAAGAACGCCAAGAUAAACUACGAGACAUGGGAAUAGUAGAUAUUCUACAUAAAUUAAGUCAGUCAUCGGAUCCAAAUCUGUGUGACAAGGCGAAGACAGCACUCCAGCAGUAUCUUGCAUGAUCAAAGACUAAUUGAAUCUAUGGACACCCCUCAUGUCUACUUAAGGAAUAACGGGAGAUAUUCCUGACUCCUUAUAUUUGCACAAGUCACCUUGGGCUGCGUUUUUCUCAGGUGCAGGGAGCUGCUUUGCAGAAACAGUUUAAAUGAUCAGGUCUCCAGUGCACUUGAGAAUUUUCUUGAGGUAGUUUCUUUACUCAGAGGACUCUUGGGGGGUUGUUUUGGGUUUUUUUGGGUUUUGUUUUUUUUUUCCCGAGCUACCUGGACUUUCGGAUAGAACAAUCAGUCAUCACUUUCCUUUUGGGCCUACAAUUUUCUGCUUUUGCUGCAGCCUGCGUGUGUGGAUGUGUGUGGAUGUGCUCGAGUGUGUGCUUGGGUGAAUGUGUGCGAGCGUGAGACCUGUUUUGUUUUUCCUUUUUUUUUUGUGUGUGCGUGAAAAUCUUUUUCUACAGGUUUUCAAGGAUUAACCAUUGUUUGCUGUACGAAUACUUCAAUGAAUUAUAUACAGUUUGAAUGAAAUGUUAUUUAAAAAGAAAAACCAAACUGUUGUAUCCCAUAAAGUUUAUUUUGAAUUUUGAACAGAUGAAUGUUUUUAAGUAAAAUAUAUAUGCAUUUCUGAACUUCAGCUUAACUUACAUUAUACUUCCUUUUUAAAGAGAAAAGUAGAGUGAGACAGUAGACCCUAAAUUAUAAGCAGCGCAUUCUGUACUGAUGAGGUCCAAGAGGUUUUUACCACCAUACGAGGUCACCUGGUACUGAUGACACGCUCAAAUCCAUGGAAUGGGUGAACUGGAUUGUUUUGGGUUUCUUUGGUUUUUAGAAGAGCUCAUACUUCAGAGUUAGCAUGACUGUUGACUUGUCUGGAAAGGAACAGGUGGCUGCAAUGUCAGCAGGCAUAAGCUAUUGCUUUAGUAGUGAAGAACUUGCUCAGAUAAUUGCUGAAAGUUUGGCUUAUUUCACUGGUGAUAAGUUUUUGCUAAUCACCAAUAUCAAUAGAGCAAACACUAUAUUGCAGAAGUUGUACUUCCAAGAGACCAGAAGGAGCUGGCAAGCAGUGAUUAAGGGAUUGCUUUUGUUCUGCAUCCUUUGCCUCCAGAUACAGUGAAGUGACUUACAAAUUAUUUCCACGAAAGAUCAGCUGGGUUCGUUAAGUUGGGGAAGGGAUGGAAAAAUUGGGUUUGGUGGUUUGGUUUUUGGGGGUUUGGGUUUUGUUUUGGUUUAGUUCAGUAAUGUUGCUACGGAUUUUCUGUAUAUAUGCAGAUAAUACACACUUGCAUGGAUUUGGAUACCUGGAUAAUAAGGGAUGGGAUUUUACUGCAUUCAGAAGCCUAGAUUUUCUGUAAGUUCCUGAAAUUGUGCCUGUAAGUGUGGAGAAAAAAAUUACAACUACAAAUGAAGACAACUGUGUAAGGUUAGGCUGGAAUAUGAGACCCCAGUCAAAUAUACAUAGGAACAAAUGAGGGCAGCAAGGAGCUCUCCUUCAUGCAGUUCAGGGUUCUUGCUUUCUUCCUGUGUCUACUUUCUGAUUUCAGUUUAGACCAUAGUUUUAGUAGUCAGAAUCUCCAAGCACUGUAUUUACAUAGCACUAACGGGCACACUAAAGAUUGCAGCUGAUGUCUUAAACCAAAUCUUUCCUUUGUUACACUGAACUUCAGGAAGGCUGCAGCAAGAAGAGAGGUCUGUAACUUUGCUAACCAAUUUUGAUAAGUAUCUUAGUCUUUGAUUUCUAAUCAGAAGGUCACAUUGUGAUAGCCUUACUUUUUUCCAAGGUAACUACUUGUGUCAGAAAAUGUGACAACAGUUUGGCCUAGAAUUUGAAUGUGCUAUGUAUCAGAUAACUGUUAUCACUUGGUUGCAAAGGAGAAUAUAUACAUUUCAUGUAACUUCUUCCACCCUUGAAAGACAAAUAAAAGUGAGCACCUGACACUUUUUUCCUAGACAUUGCAGUAAGUGACUGCCAGUUUUCUAGUGUCCUUCUGCAAAUUUUUCAUGAUGGACGAUGGGGGCUGAACAAAAGCAAAAGUAAAAAUAUGUGAGAACUUGAUAAAUACUAGUACCUCAGAAGUGAAGUCUUCCUCGCAAAAGUCAAUCAAAUAUAUUUUUUGCUUGAAUUGAGAAAAAAAACCUUCCGAGGCAGGUAUUGUAAACACAGAACUGUACAGCAUGCACUUCUACAUUUGCACUCCUGCUAUGUAUGUUUAGGAGCUCAAGUUUUUGCAUAUCUCUUCUCGUCCUCCCCCACUUCAUGUUUCUAAAAACAAAUCUGAGUUUGAUUCUGUUCAACUUCGGUGCCUAAAGGUGUUCAGGAAAAGGUGAGUAAGUACCUGUGUACAUGUUUCAAGGUGGUUUCCUAAAAUUCUACCAGAAAAAAUAAAAACCAAUGCUCAGACAAUCUUGUUGCUGCAUGAGAACAGUUGGCAUUUUCCACAGAUAUUGGUAGGACAAACUGUUGGAUGAGAACAUUUUUACAUUCAGUUAAGCUUUGUGAAUAAUUUUUGAUGUUGCUGUAGGUAUGUACAAAAAGAAGAAUACUGUAAAUAAAAAGAACUUUACCAGAA
Strigops habroptila (Kakapo) is the source of this 4727-nucleotide messenger RNA. RefSeq names its product armadillo repeat containing 8 (gene ARMC8). The coding region runs from base 91 to 2172 and encodes 693 amino acids. The transcript has 23 exons. The record is from RefSeq and is a predicted model, not a curated record. Gene Ontology annotation, biological process: proteasome-mediated ubiquitin-dependent protein catabolic process. Gene Ontology annotation, molecular function: protein binding. NCBI's taxonomy places the organism in Eukaryota, Metazoa, Chordata, Aves, Psittaciformes, Psittacidae. Gene Ontology annotation, cellular component: GID complex.